AUGGAUGAAUAUAUUGAUUGUUUAUUAAGAGAUGAAUGUUUAUAUGAUAUAAUUUUACCGAGGAUCCAAAAGAGACCGAUUCAUGAAGCCAACAACGAGCUUAAAGGUCGAGUAUCCGUUUUAAAUGAUGAUUUGGACAACCUCGAGAGGGAAAGUGAUGAGGACAUCUUUCCUCCACCAAGACCAAGAAUGAUCCAGAAACUACGCGUUAUUGACCGUUCAGGCCAGAUCCAGUUUACUCACAUGGAUGAAUAUAUUGAUUGUUUAUUAAGAGAUGAAUGUUUAUAUGAUAUAAUUUUACCGAGGAUCCAAAAGAGACCGACUCAUGAAGCCAACAACGAGCUUAAAGGUCGAGUAUCCGUUUUAAAUGAUGAUUUGGACAACCUCGAGAGGGAAAGUGAUGAGGAGGACAUCUUUCCUCCACCAAGACCAAGAAUGAUCCAGUAG
Procambarus clarkii (red swamp crayfish) is the source of this 447-nucleotide messenger RNA. The record is from RefSeq and is a predicted model, not a curated record. NCBI's taxonomy places the organism in Eukaryota, Metazoa, Arthropoda, Malacostraca, Decapoda, Cambaridae.